GAAGUGUUCUGUCACUCCGGCGCUGAUUGUGCAGACUGCCGUGACUGCUGCUGUCCGACUUCGUUUAUACCCCAGCUACAUCGGCGGUAUGACCAUCGUCUAACACACCUGCUGAGGAUCUCUGCCCUAUUGGACAAAACACAUGGACACAGACACAUUCAGGCAGCAUGGGCUCCAGACUGAAACAAAACCCUGAGCGAACCUUCAACUGGUUCUUUGAAGCAACGUGCCCCGUAGCCACAGACAAAGAUCCUGGCAUACUGUUUCAGUUUCCAGAGGACUUCAGUGAUGAGGAGUCCUGUCAAACGUUACCCAGGUUCUGCUUCCCAUAUGACAUACAAAGAGUGAGGGAGGGGGUGACCGUGCAGCACUUUACCUUUGUUCUGACUGACCUUGAAGGAUGCCAGCGGUUUGGCUUCUGUCGUCUCACCAACAGCACACGCACCUGUCUUUGUAUACUCAGUUAUCUUCCAUGGUUCGAAGUGUUUUACAAACUUCUCAACAACUUGGCUGAUUACCUCACAAAAGGACAGAACAAUGAGACGAAAGCACUGCUGUCUGCGCUCUACAAGCAGCCCAUACCGCUGGCAGCUGGAUCUGUCACUCUGCAGAUGGGAGAACAGGUAUUGGUCAACACAGAGGUGUCCCAUCCCGUUGGACACCCAGAGGGACAAGAGGGGGUUCCAUACUUCAUUGCUCCCGACCCCAGGAGCCUCCCUUCCAUCCCUGAAAAUAGGAACUUGACAGAGCUGAUUGUGGCAGUAGAUGUGGGGAACCUGCUCCAGAUCUACGCCAGCAUGCUGUUUGAGAGACGCAUCCUCAUCUUUGCCAGCAAACUCAGCACUCUGACGUCUUGCGUGCAUGCCCUGAGCGCUGUGUUAUACCCCAUGUACUGGCAACACAUCUUCAUCCCUGUAUUGCCACCCCACCUACUGGACUACUGCUGUGCACCCAUGCCUUACCUAAUAGGGGUCCACACCAGUCUGUCUGAGAGGGUGAGGAGUCGUGGGUUGGAGGAAGUCGUCAUUCUAAAUGUGGAUACAAAUACUCUUGAAACCCCCUUUGACGACCUCAAGAGGAUACCUUCAGAUGUGAUGGCUGGGCUGAAGGUGUGUUUGAAGCGCCAGGCGGUGUCUCCUGGCUGUGGUGUCUCAAGGGCUUUCCUGAAAGCUCAGGCUCUGCUGUUUGGAGGCUACCGGGACGCACUGCAGGGCCAUAAGGAGGGUGAAAUGUGGUUCAGCGAGGAGCUGUUUCUAGAUCACAAGUCCUCCAGUAUGAGGCAGUUCCUGCAGAGUGCCAUUCAUUUACAGUCCUUCAAACAGUUCAUCGAUGGCCGCCUGGACAUUCUGAACAAAGGGAAGGAGCCAGAUGACCUCUUCGAAGAAGAGAUCCUGAAGUGUGAAGCAGCUGCAGGGAGAAGCAAGUCUUAUCAACAGUUAGUUGGAAAUUUAAAGAAGGGGGGAGGAGCGCUUAUCCUGAACAUGAAGUCCAGAGCAAACAUAAAGGCCAAAGGUCUCGCCAAGUCUGGGUUGAAAAACCUGCUGAUGCACAAGGCCCCCAAUGAAGGACUCGCCCUUCACAGAGGAGGAUCGGUGUCACACCGCCGUGCCCAGUCGGACUGCCUGCAGAACCGCCUGCCAAUCACACAACAUUUUGGGAAGUCACGUCCCCGUCGGCCUGUACACAAACAGAAGGCUCCCAGAGACGAGCAGGACACGGGGAACACUGAAGAUACGUGGGAUGGAGCCGUCUCUGGGCCCGCGGCCGAGCCUGACUCGGAGUUCCAGAAGGAUGAGGAGGAGGGGGAAGAUUCACUGCUGUCUGACGCGGAGGAGAUGGAUCUGCUCGGGGAGAUCUUUGACACGCUCAGCUCCCGCAGCUCCCAUGAGCGCGGCCUGUUGUACGGCACACGCAGCCUGGAUCUGUUUGGACCGGACAGUCAUGACUAUAUCAUGAAGCGCGGUUUUCCAGCCAACCCCAGCCAGGAGAGCCUGUCUCUGUCCAUCAGUGGCAGCGGCAGCCUGCACAGCUGGAAUUUGGAAACCACAGAGGAGCAGUCAGAUGUGACAGAAGAUUCUGAUUGGCUGUGCCGGGACACCAGCGUGCCAGAGGAGGAGGGGACAGAGAAUCUCGGGGAGCAGGAGAGUGGACCGACCGGGGCCGGAGAGAAACAGGAAGAAGCGACAAGUGAACAAAGUGAACAAGAAGUGAACGCAGUUUUAAAUGGGAACCAAGAGGCAGAAAUAGACAACAGAAAUAUCUUUGAGGAAGUGAAGGCAGAGGAGGAGAGCAAGAAUGAUGGCCAAGAUAAGACAGUGAGUUUAGGAGAGGAUCCUGAAAGCCAAAUGGACGGAGAGUUGAAGGAAAAGAGGGAGGAUGAGCAAAAUGAGAGUGUGGGGGUAGUGGAGGGAAAGGAGACAGAAGAAGGGGGAAAUGAAGUGCCGAAAGGCGUGACGAGGGAAGACGAGGGAGGAGAGGAGAAAGGUGAAGAAGUGACGGAAUGUUUAAACAAACUGACAACACUGAAUCCUCAACAUCCCAAUGCUACGGAGGAGCAGCAAGGACAGGAAGACAAGAGCGACAUCGUUGAACCUCCUGCAGCUCAGGAAAAAAGGAGAGAAGCAGUUCAGCGAGAGGAGUGGGAGUUGAGACAGACCCCCACUCCUCCUAAAGUACAAUCUGCCGUAGUGCGCUUCCAGUCUCAGGGGCAUAGCCAGGGUUUACAGCUGAAGUCCAGGGCCAAAGAACUUGCUGAACCGGGGACACCCUGCAACACGUUCAGGAUCAGGGUGGACCCAAAAUCUCAGCUGCUGUGUGACACAAAUAUGUCAGAAGAGAACAAUCGCUCAGGGGGACACGAGGAGCACGACCUGCCUCCAAUCAAAGUGUCUGAACUCAAGAAGAGGUUUGAAGCCUAGAGGGUGAGGUUGGUGACAUUCUAGAGAGUUCAUACUGUCAACAACUGAAGACAAAAGAGCAACCUGUGAGUCAUUUGUCCCACCUGUAGCAGUAGCUGUUGCUACUAAAGAUAUUUAAAAAUGGAGCGAUUAAGCUACAGUGUGGCACUGAUUUGUAUGCCAGAGACUCUGGCCGAUAGCUUUUGAAUAGUUUGUGUUCUCCAUUUGUUGACAAUAAGAAAAACAUGUAACAUCUCCAGACCUUACCCUCAGGGGCACAAACUGGCUGGCGGUCACCUAGCCAAUAUUUAGUAAAUACUGAAUAUUGUUUACUUGAAGAAAUGACUGGUGAAUUACACUCAGAAUGAAGGCAACAAUGGUUUGAAAUAACAAAAUAAAUUGUGUAACAGCGAGGACGAUGCAUUUGUCACGGAUACACGGGUGUAUGUGUGUGAGAGAUAUGUGCACUCCGUCGGCUACGUCCCGGCAAAAAACUGACAAAUUCUGGGGAUCAUUAUUCUAUUUUUGGUACGUCUGAAUAACUUAAAACAGCAAUAAAAGUAAACAUUCUGA
Acanthopagrus latus (yellowfin seabream) is the source of this 3470-nucleotide messenger RNA. Its product is annotated as DENN domain-containing protein 1B. The record is from RefSeq and is a predicted model, not a curated record. Gene Ontology annotation, biological process: endocytosis; endocytic recycling. Gene Ontology annotation, molecular function: guanyl-nucleotide exchange factor activity; phosphatidylinositol phosphate binding. NCBI's taxonomy places the organism in Eukaryota, Metazoa, Chordata, Actinopteri, Spariformes, Sparidae. Bases 168 to 2918 code for a protein of 916 amino acids. Gene Ontology annotation, cellular component: cytosol; intracellular membrane-bounded organelle. The transcript has 23 exons.